AUGGCGAUGGUGAACAUGAACAACCUUCUGAACGGCAAGGACAGCCGCUGGUUGCAACUGGAGGUCUGCAGGGAGUUCCAGAGGAACAAGUGCUCCAGGCCGGACACCGAAUGCAAGUUCGCGCAUCCGCCGGCCAACGUCGAGGUGCAGAACGGCAGAGUUACCGCUUGCUACGAUAGUAUUAAGGUAAUGCUGGAUGAAGUGUCUUACAGACCAAAUCAUUUACAUUACUGUAACUUCUACAACAGUUUACUAUUAACCGAGGCUGUAGAUGAAAAUUUUCCAUUCAGCAGCUCAGAACUGGAUUUUUUUGACGCCUUGUGA
This is a messenger RNA of Acanthoscelides obtectus, 324 nucleotides long. The record is from the annotation of a GenBank genome assembly. NCBI's taxonomy places the organism in Eukaryota, Metazoa, Arthropoda, Insecta, Coleoptera, Chrysomelidae.